AUGAAUUCCUCAUCCAGCAGCUACAACGUGUCCAGUCUGUUCAUCGUCGACAGCGCGAGCGCAGCUGCAGCCAAAAACGUGACCGUCCUCGCAGUCGGGAUCAUCAUCAACUACAUCAACGCCACUCUGAUCCACACCUUCAGAAAACACCAGAUAUUUGUCACGAACCCUCGUUACAUCCUCUUCAUCCAUCUUGUUGUGAACGAUAUGAUCCAGCUCACCAUGUCAAUAUCAAUGUUUGUCAUAUCUUACGUCUUCUUCCAAGUUAAUAUUUUCCUCUGUUGCCUCUUGUUAAUCUUGGCCAUUUUCACCACCCUGAACACGCCCAUAAAUUUAGCCGUGAUGGCUGUGGAGUGCUACAUCGCCGUGUGCUUCCCUCUGCGGCACGCUGAGCUCUGCACCGUCAAACGGACUUACGUUCUGAUCGCUUGCGUUUGGGCUUUGAGCUCCGUCGCAGUCAUCCCUGAGUUCCUCUUUCUUUUGGCCACACAGCCUGUGAUGGUGUUUUACUCCACAACGUAUUGUGUUGCUCAAGUUCUGUACCGAAACCCGGUAAGUUCACAAAAGAGGGAGGUUACGUACAUGAUUUGUUUCUCUGGAGUGUGGCUCACCCUCGUCUGCACAUAUUUCAAGAUCUUCUUCGCAGCUCGAGCUGCUAAUUCGGCUGACGGAAAUAAGAAGAAGGCCAGGAACACCAUCCUGCUUCACGGCUUUCAACUGUUGCUGUGCAUGCUGACGUAUUUAGACCCUGCGGCUAUUCGACUUUUUAUGUUGCUACUUCCCAAAUAUUAUCAUCAUAUGAACUUUGUUUGGUACGUCGUUGUCCAUAUUCUUCCCAGGUUAAUCAGUCCCAUUCUUUACGGGCUGCGAGACAAAACUUUUAAACAGUAUUUGAAAAAAUACCUGCUGUGUACUAUCAGACCAGGCAUCACACCCCAUUAA
Nematolebias whitei (Rio pearlfish) is the source of this 942-nucleotide messenger RNA. RefSeq names its product odorant receptor 131-2-like. The record is from RefSeq and is a predicted model, not a curated record. Gene Ontology annotation, molecular function: G protein-coupled receptor activity. Gene Ontology annotation, cellular component: membrane. The transcript has 2 exons. The coding region runs from base 1 to 942 and encodes 313 amino acids. Gene Ontology annotation, biological process: G protein-coupled receptor signaling pathway. NCBI's taxonomy places the organism in Eukaryota, Metazoa, Chordata, Actinopteri, Cyprinodontiformes, Rivulidae.